CCUCCUCCCGCUUUUAUAAUUUCUCACCCUUUCAUAUCUCCGCUCUCCUCUCUCUCUCUCUCUCUCUCAGUCAACCAUUUCUGAUUUCUCACCUGCAGUAACAUCUCUCUCUGAAGCCCCGAGUGCGGUAAGACUGGGAGACCUCGAAGCUCGAGUUCAUUUCCCAACGCAACAGGCCACAAUCUUAUUGAUUCAACGAAGGCCCUCUCUCUGCGUCAUUGGAUUUUCUUUGUUCCGAAACAGCCUCCUCGUCUCAGAUCUCUAAACGACACAAACUCCUCCCACCGGUGGUCGAUCGCUCAGACUGCUGCAGAGUAUGACCAACGUAGAGAGAAUUUUAUGAAGGAGCUGGAUUUUGUCUUAGCUGAUGUGUUUAUGGCCAUAAUUGCAGAUUUUAUGCUUGUCUGGCUUCCUGCUCCCACAGUAUCUCUUCGGCCACCUCUUGCAGUCAGUGCUGGAUCUAUUGCUAAGUUCUUCCACAGCUGUCCUGAUAAUGCCUUUCAGGUUGCAUUGGCUGGAACAUCCUAUUCAUUUUUACAGAGAAUAGGAGCCAUAGUGUGUAAUGGAGCCAAGCUUUUUGCAGUUGGAACCAGCGCAUCUCUGGUUGGCACAGGUGUAACCAAUGCCUUGAUUAAUACAAGAAAGGCAGUUGACAAGUCUUUUGCUGAUGAAGCUGAGGAAGUCCCUUAUCAACCAGUGUUGCCUAUGGCGUUUAUAUGGCCGUUUCUAGCAACCUUAGGAUGCUGCAGUUAUAAAUCAAUGGAGGUUCUCCAAGCUGCAAGAGUACAAAGAUAGAAACAUUGAAACUGAGGAUAAUCUGAAAUCCUACUUGGAGUUAAAAGUCCCAGUUGUUUAAUCAGCAUGAUAAGGCUAGUCUUUCCCAAAGUGAGGAUGUUGAGACAUCAAAGGAGAAGGCUUCUGAAGAUGUUUCUACAACCAAGACAUAGACACGGAGAUGCAGAAGGUGACAGUAACUGGGUGGACAGAGAAGAGGAAAGUGCUCAAGGCAGUGAGGAAGACGAGGGGGAGGGCAGAGAUGUGGCCCUACCCUUACAACCCGGAGUACCAUGACUACAUCCAUCACUACUGCUACUUCAGUCAACAACAUUUUCAGAGCCAUCCAUACACAUUCUAUGCCACCACCCGUGCUUGUAUUUUUGUAAAGAAGAGUUUGGGAGAAGCCGAAGAAGUUUUUGUAAAGAAGUCUUUUGAAUGGAGCUUGAGAAAUUUGUAUUUUUGAGAAUG
Molecule: messenger RNA, 1245 nt
Organism: Nelumbo nucifera (sacred lotus)
Lineage: Eukaryota; Viridiplantae; Streptophyta; Magnoliopsida; Proteales; Nelumbonaceae
Source: RefSeq, a predicted model, not a curated record